AUGUCCGUCACGCCGGACCCGCAGAUGGAUGAGGAAGAACAGCUGCUACCACAAAGCUUGGUACCAGGACAAGACUUCCACAAAUGGCAGGGCAAGCGCAGGUUUGCAUGGGCGGCGGCCUUUGGCGGGCUCUCGCUGCUGGCAUGGCGCGCAUUCGGCUGGCAGGGCCAGCCGCCUUCGGAGACCUCAGGCCCGCAGCAGAAGUUUGCUUCAAUGCCAGUCAUCCCACAGACAGCUUCGCAGCACAAUGGCAUCACGUGGCCAGAGAUGACGCUGCCAGGAACCGAGACCAUGACCUUCAUGAUCGUGGGUGACUGGGGCGGACUGGAUGGCUACAUCCAGCCCCCCAACGGCUCGCCCAGGAUGGUCCAGUACAGCGGUGGCGAGCAGCCAGGGCCACACGUCUUCGCGCACCGGCCUGGCGGGUGCACGGAUGGCGAGAUGUCAGUAUGCUUCAACGUCCGUGGUGGCAACGGCUGCUUGCCCACUUGCGGCUAUAAUGAUGAAGCGGAUUUCAAACCAGCAAUCCGUGUGGCAGAUCAAAUGAAGUUGCGCGCUGAGAAAACGAAGCCAAAAUUUGUGCUCAAUGUCGGCGACAACUUCUACUGGGGAGGCAUCCCUUUGGGCUGCGGUGAGGUUCCUUUGGCGGGGAUACACUAUGUCACAGGCCACAUGUUCGACACGAUUUACAACCAAAUCUACAACUCAAGAGAGCUGCUGGACCUCCCGUGGCUGAGUGUGCUGGGGAACCACGACUAUGGGGGGUGGACAUAUGCAUCCGCCUGGGACCAACAGAUUGCCUACACCUGGCAUAGUCCCAGGUGGAGGCUACCUGCGCAGUAUUGGCAUCAGCACGUUGACUUCAGCGACAAGGGCUUUGACAUGGACAUUUUCCUCUUGGAUUCCAACAAUGAGGAUGCAUUGCCGCCGUCCGUGCUGCCUUCGAAGAUGAACUUGUGCAGCUAUGCGCACAAUCCGAAGGGCGCCACUUGCGGCAAGGCUGGCGGCCCCCAGUCGCCGGACGACUGCCCUGGCUACUUUGGGAAACUUUGGCAGGACCAGGUGGAGUGGGUAGAAAAGAAGCUGAAGGAGUCGACUGCCACAUGGCAGCUCAUUGUCACGCACUUCCCAUGCGGUCACCAGGCUCCCUGGUACGAGAAGCUGCACGCAGAGUUUGGCCUGGACCUCCUGGUCACAGGCCACACGCACGUGCAGUCCACAAGUCCGCUCGGAGGCUUGCUUUGCGUCAUCUCAGGGGGUGGCGGUGGCAUCUUGUCAGACGCCCCGUCCGUCGGAGACUUGAGCAACAGCUACGGCUUCUAUGAUGCCAUGGUCAACAGGACACACUUGGUCCUGGAGUCGAUCAACUUCAAAGGCAAUUCUUUAGGCACCUGGGUGGCAUAUGCCUCCUCGGCUGACCGGCCCGCCCGGCAUGAGGUCGUCGGGCAGAAGCCGGAGACGCAGGGGGAGCCCCAGAAACAUCGGAAUCUACCAGAGGCGGAGGAGUAUCCACAAGCACACCAGAAGGACAAGCCGGCAACGCAGCAAAAUGCGAAGCCGGCAAUGCAAGAUGAGAAGCCGGGAUCGAGUCAAGAUGACAAGCCGGCAGUGCAAGAUGAGAAGCCAGCAGCGAAGCAAGAUGACAAGCCGGCAACGAAGCAAAAGGAGACGUUGGCAGUAAAGCAAGAUGACAUCUCGGAAGCCAGGGAAGAACAGCCAGCAAAGGCACCUACAGGGUCCCCGCAGCUGCAAGCAACCCAAGAGACCUGUGGUGUUUGGUGCCAACUUCUGAGAUGA
This is a messenger RNA of Effrenium voratum, 1797 nucleotides long. The record is from the annotation of a GenBank genome assembly. Lineage: Eukaryota; Dinophyceae; Suessiales; Symbiodiniaceae.